AUGGCCACUGCGCGUUUGCGCCGCAAGGCCUCUCGCAUGGCACUGUCGCCUGAUGUUGCAAAGCACACUCUCAAGAAGCCACGUAACUCCACUGCUGGGCCCUUUGCGAGCAUGAACCAAACUGAGGCCCGUAUCCCGGACACACCACGAUCCCGAUCUCAAGCUGCCCUCAGACGUUCCGGCCGCGGCGAUGACCCUAAAUCCCAGAAGCCCGAGAGUCCUUUAUACAAGGCGUUGAAGAUGCAAACAACUCUAUCUCCCGUAACCUACGGGCGUCGAACCGCUAUCAAAUCGAAAAUUGCCAACGUUACCAGCUUCGACCAUAUGCCUCUCCUUCCUGCGGUUCGGCAAUCGAUCUUCACUCAAGCUCUACCCGGUCUCGCGGAGAUCGUCCCAACACCGAUUCAACGACUCGCCAUCCCACAGCUCCUGAGUCAGAAACCGAAUAAGAAGACUGCUUCGAAGGAUGCCGAUGAUGACUUUCAAUACGACCAGUUUCUAUUAGCGGCUGAAACAGGAUCCGGAAAGACCUUGGCCUAUCUGCUUCCGGUGGUCGACGCAAUCAAGCGCGCGGAAGCACUGGAUAAACAGGAAGAAAAACUCCAGGAGGAGCAAAAAGCGAAGGAACGAGAGGAAAGAUUAAGGACUCGGACAUACGACCUGGAGCCCGAAGUGGCCCCUAUGACCAACGAGGGUCGUCCCAGGGCUAUUAUUCUUGUCCCCACGUCAGAAUUGGUAGCUCAAGUUGGAGAGAAAGUUAAGGCGCUCGCGCAUGCUGUCAAGUACCGAUCGGGUAUUAUCUCCUCGAACCUCACCCCCCGCCGGAUCAAGAACACCCUUUUCCACCCUGAUGGCAUUGACAUUCUUGUUUCCACCCCUCACCUCCUCGCCUCUAUCGCAAAGACCAAUCCCUACGUGCUCAGUCGUGUCAGUCACCUCGUCCUUGACGAAGCUGAUUCUUUGAUGGAUCGUUCUUUCAUUCCCACUACCAUGGAAGUAGUGGAUAAGGCAGCCAUGUCACUCAAAAAACUGAUCUUCUGUUCCGCCACUAUCCCCAAGAGUCUCGAUACUCAAAUUCGCAAACGCUACCCCGAUGUUAAGCGCCUGACAACCCCGAACCUCCACGCCAUCCCUCGCCGUGUUCAGCUGGGUGUUGUAGAUAUCGACAAGGAACCCUACCGUGGAAACCGGACUCUUGCCUGCGCCGAUGUCAUUUGGUCAAUUGGCAAAGCAGGUGAUGGAGCCGAUGGCGAGACACACGGUCCUGUCCUUUCCAAAUACAUGGGGCCCAAGGUCAAGAAGAUUAUUGUUUUUGUCAACGAGCGAGAGGAGGCGGAUGAGGUUGCACAGUUCCUUCAGACCAAGGGUAUUGAUGCGACUUCCUUAUCUCGCGACUCCAGCUCCCGCAAGCAACAAGAAAUCUUGGCAGAAUUUACCGAAGUUGAUCAGCCCCCAUCCUCAGAAGACAUUCUGAUGGCGAAGAAGCAACACCGCAUGGAGAAAGAAAUCCCCUUGGAACUUUCCGACCGGAGAUCUGAAAUGACCCGUCGUCUCCCCAAUACAAGGGUCCUCGUUACGACAGAUAUUGCCUCUCGAGGUAUUGAUACAUUGGCCGUGAAAACAGUGGUGCUCUACCACGUGCCUCAUACUACGAUCGAUUUCAUCCAUCGUCUAGGCCGUCUCGGUCGCAUGGGAAAGCGUGGUCGUGGUGUUGUCCUGGUUGGCAAGAAAGACCGCAAGGACGUUGUUCGUGAAGUCCGUGAGGGUAUGUUCCGUGGACAGGCCCUGAUCUAG
Molecule: messenger RNA, 1794 nt
Organism: Penicillium verhagenii
Lineage: Eukaryota; Fungi; Ascomycota; Eurotiomycetes; Eurotiales; Aspergillaceae
Gene: mrh4
Product: ATP-dependent RNA helicase MRH4
Exons: 1
Coding region: 1-1794 (597 amino acids)
Biological process (GO): maturation of LSU-rRNA from tricistronic rRNA transcript (SSU-rRNA, 5.8S rRNA, LSU-rRNA)
Cellular component (GO): nucleolus
Molecular function (GO): ATP binding; nucleic acid binding
Source: RefSeq, a predicted model, not a curated record